This is a messenger RNA of Rubroshorea leprosula, 2308 nucleotides long. The record is from the annotation of a GenBank genome assembly. NCBI's taxonomy places the organism in Eukaryota, Viridiplantae, Streptophyta, Magnoliopsida, Malvales, Dipterocarpaceae.
GAUGGGGUAGAGCUUUCUUUACAAGAGUGCAGUACUUGUAAAGAUACAACAAGGAGGUUGGGCUGUUGUAUCCUGGGGCGGCGUGACCAUAAAAAUCUGCUGCACCAGUGGCACGAAACGUCCUAAAGAGAGUGAUUGAUCCACGCCUCAGCUCAAGCUCCUCAUACUUUCGGUGACAUCUUUCUACUUUUUAUUUUCAUCUUUAAUUAAUUGCUUUUUGCUAUUCUUUUGUCUAUUUUCUUUUCUAUUUAUUUUUUACGAGGAACAACAAUUUUAGGACGUUUCGAUAUGCAAAACAAAAAUGGAAACAUUUACCACCUUGUAAGUGUCUGGAACCAUGCCACCGAGAAAGAGCAGAGACAAAGAGGUUCAGCCAGCCCAGGCUGACCACGCAGACGACAGUCCACUCCACUUUGAGGGCGAAAAUGAUCCCAUCACUUUUCUCCCAGUGUCACCUCUAGCAGAACGGUCUUAUGGGAAUCCAGUGUUUAAGGAGAAAGAAGCAGACCGUGGAGGUGACUUUGCUGAAUCAAGUAAUAUGUUUAGAGGACAAAGACAGCAUGAACCAAUGGAGGCUGCUGCUCCUGUUGCAGACCAUGGCCAUCAACCUCAGCAUAGGUAUGUUCCGCCAGGUAAGAGGGGAAAUGUGGGUCCUCAUCAUCAACCCUACCCAAGGGAUUUUUUCCAGCCACAAGUUCCUCUAGCCCAGCCGGUACAGCGCGGUUUGCAGAAUCACCCAGCUCAAUUAUUCAAUAGAGAUCAGCUAAUAGAUCUGGUACAAGAAACCUAUGGACCAGCCUUGAGACCAUUGGUGCGUCCAGCCUACAGGAAGCCUUAUCCAAACAUCAUUGAUCAUGAAAAUCCUUUUCCAAGGGGUUUUAAAGUGCCUAAAUUCACUUUAUUUUCUGGUGAGGUUGGUCAGUCCACUAUUGAACAUAUUGGACACUGCACAAUACAAUGUGGAGAGGCGUCUGGAGAUGAUAACUUGAAACUCAGACUGUUCCCUAGCUCUUUGACUGGAACAGCCCUUACUUGGUACCUCAUGGCUCGGUAUGAAAAUCUGCUGAAAGAAGAUGUUCAAAAGAAGGCUGCAUCACAUGGAACCUAUUAUAGUGAUCCUAAUUUUGAUCUUGAUGUGGCUGAGGUGGUUACAGACAAGCCUGUUUUUUGUCCAGACCUUGUCAGACCACCUCACCAGCCUGAGACGUCUGUGAGACGUUAUGUUGGUGAGGCUGGAAAACAGUAUACUUUUGAUGUGUCAAAAGCUAGUGAUAUAUUUGACCACCUUAAAAAGAGUGGUCUGAUUAAGCUGCCGCCGGGACAUAAAAUCCCGAUAGCGGCUGAAAUCGAAGCUAGAGAUUAUUGCAAAUUUCAUAAUUCAUGGAAGCAUUCUACUGAUAAUUGUCUUAUUUUUCGUAAUAUCUUGCAAGAAAAGAUUGAUAAGGGUAUCUUAAAAUUUCCAGACAAAGCGAAGGAAACCAUGGGAGUGGAUGUAGAUCCUUUUCCAGCUGUGUCUGUGGGCGUGAAUGUUGUAGACCUCAAGAGUGUUGCCAGAAAUCGCAGUCUGCCUUUUGCGCAAAGGAACCUUGCUGCAGAAGACUUAAGGUGGGUUCUUGAGGCGCAGAGAUCCAGACACAGCAGGAGCGUCAGGUCAGACCAGCAGAGGCUCGGGGGGCAAGAAAGGAUCAUUGUGACCAGGAACUUCAGUCCAGAAGGUGCGAGAUGGUAUUCAACUGGUACUAGAUCUCCAAGGAUGGUCAAACCGCCACUCAGGUUACCUUCCAAACGGUGGGAGAAAGUCAAUCAUCCCAAGUUUCCAGCCCAGAAUCCCAGAACCUUGAGGUGCAGACUGCAGCGCAAGAGGGCUGAAGAACGAAAAAGGCAACAGAAGCAGGUGGAGGCUGAGGGAAGUUCAUCUCGCAGACCACGCCAACCUACAAAAAGGAACAUGGUCUGGGUGAGAAAAGAGAAAAAGGAGGCUGUAACCUAGACUCUACAGAAGGAGGAUGAUCAAUCUUCAGCCUCUCCAAAGGUGGCGUCUGUCAUUGGAGUGUAGGAGCAUGAUUGCCGGUGAUGGCAAACAGGGGGCGCCGGCUGGUUUGGUGCAGAGCAGGGGCGAGGUGCAGUAGCAGAGCAAGGGCUGGUUCGUGCAAAAGGGAAAAAGGGAAGAAUCUAGACCCUCUUUUCUUUUUCUUUUUUUUUAAUUGGGUUUUUGGGUAGUUAGGAUUUGGGCUUGGCUUUGGGUUUUGAUGGGUUUUGGGUUUGGUAUUUGGGUUUUGGAUUUGAAAAAUGAAGAUGUAUUAGUUAA